Molecule: messenger RNA, 1429 nt
Organism: Rhagoletis zephyria (snowberry fruit fly)
Lineage: Eukaryota; Metazoa; Arthropoda; Insecta; Diptera; Tephritidae
Product: putative nuclease HARBI1
Source: RefSeq, a predicted model, not a curated record
CCCAUUCGUACUCCAUAGUUCGUUCGAAUCAACUUUCGGAGAUAUUCGAAAAAAGAGAGCAACACUGUUUGCCAAAUGUCAAACGCAAAGCAAAAUAAAGAAAGAAACUAAAAUCAAAAUAAAGAAGAUGAAAUUGCCAACAUUGCGAUUGUGAAGAUUGUGCAUUUAAGAACUCAAUUGUUGUGUUAAAUUUAUUUAAUAUUAGUGAAAGUCCUUGAUAAAAAAAAUACCAAAUGGAUUCAGUGGCGAUAUGGCUGGAAGCAGAUGAAGACCAAGUGGCGGAACGAGUGCAAUUGAGAGCGCUUAGGGAUAAGGCCAACAUAUUCACUCUCAAUGAUAAAUGUUUUACGCAAAAUUUACGCCUAAACAAGCAAGCGUUUCGGUACGUGCUAAAUGCCAUUACGCCGGAGUUAAGCACUCCUCGAAAAUCGACAGCAAUUCCCCCAAUUAUUAAGCUGGCCGCCGCACUGAAAUCAUUGGGGCAAGGAGGAUACCAACACCAAAUUGGUCAAGACCAACACGUAGGCCUUUCUCAGCAAUCAAUGUCACGCUGCCUCAUUGAAGUGUGUAAAGCAGUUGAGAAAAGGCUAUGUCAACGACACAUUAAUUUUGCAAGUACGGACGCAGAGGAAACAGAGGCGAAAUUAUAUUUCUAUGAAAAUUGUGGAAUUCCGGGCGUGUUGUUUGCAAUAGAUGGCACACAUGUACAAAUGACAAGACCAACAAGGAAUGAGCAUUUGUACUAUAACAGAAAACUGAAGCACAGUAUGAAUGCAAUGGUUAUGUGUGACCACAAGAUGAGAAUUAGAGCUGUUGACGCGCGAUACGGUGGUGGAUGCCAUGAUUCCCAUGUAUGGAACCUGUCCAGCGAAAGAAGGGCUUUACAAUCUCGUUUUGACAAUGGCGAGAGAGGGAUACGGAUUCUUGGUGACUCAGGAUAUCCGCUGGAACCAUGGAUGUUAACUCCUUAUCGAAACGCAGCCGAAAAUUCAGCGGAAUGCCGGUUCAAUAAUUGCCAUGCCAAAGGGCGUUCGAUCAUUGAACGAGUAUUUGGAAUGCUGAAAGGAAGGUUUCGAUGUCUUUUGGCCGCACGGGAACUGCAUUAUGCUCCCCAAAAGGUUUCAGCAAUAAUGAACGUUUGCUGCGUUUUGCACAAUAUUUGUUUGCAAUUUAAGGCUGAUUUGCAAUCUUCAGAAGUAUUUCCCUCAGAAGAUAAACAUUUAUUGGAUACUGAGAACAUUGAGGAAGCGGAAACUAAUGCGGCAAAUAUUUCUAGAAAUCUAAGAGACGAAAUAAGAAAUAGUUUAGUUUCAUGAUAAUAAAAAAACUUUAUUCUGUAGUUUAAAAAAAAAAAUAGUUAGUAUGAAAAACAAUUCACAGCCUUUUCGUAGCUUAAAUGGUGAUUAAAAAAUCAGAAUAUACACCGUAU